Molecule: messenger RNA, 3899 nt
Organism: Vigna unguiculata (cowpea)
Lineage: Eukaryota; Viridiplantae; Streptophyta; Magnoliopsida; Fabales; Fabaceae
Product: putative disease resistance RPP13-like protein 1
Molecular function (GO): protein binding; ADP binding
Source: RefSeq, a predicted model, not a curated record
CGGAAGACUCAAUACUCUUUAAUGGUUGUUGACGAGCCAUCAAGGAAAAAACGUUCACCAACCUUAAUUCAAAUAUUACCUUAUUAAUAUUAUUUCCAUUUCACUGCACCGAAUCACACCCAUAAGCUUCACUUCAAAUCUCACAGUUUCAUUCAUCCACUCCCUUCCCUAUUCUUAUCAUGGCAGCAGAAAUGGUUACCGGUGUUCUUGUUUCCACUUUUCUCGAGAGGACUAUUGACACUUUGGCUUCUCGUCUUUUUGACAUAUUUCAUCAAAGAAAGCACAAGAAGCAACUCCGCAACUUGAAGAUGAAGCUCCUUGCCAUUGAUGUUGUGGCUCUUGAUGCAGAACAAAAGCAGUUCACAGAUUCACGCGUCAGAGAUUGGCUUCUCAGGGCCAAAGAUGUUGUGAUUGAUGCAGAGGAUCUCUUGGAUGAGAUAGAUUAUGAACUCUCCAAAAGCCAAGUGGAAGCUGAGUCUCAGAGUGCUGCUAAGAAGGUGUGGAGUUCCCUCAAUUCUUCUUUUCUCAUUGAAAAUGAAAUUGAAUCCAGAAUGGCACAAGUCAUUGAGGACCUAGAUGAUCUUGCAGACGAAAGCAAUAUUCUCGGUUUGAAAAAGGGUGGUGGUGUUGAGGUUGGAUCAGGAUCAAGUAGUAAAUUAACAUAUUCAUCUUUGCCAAAUGAAAGUGUUAUCUAUGGCAGAGAUAAUGACAAAGAAUUUCUCAUUAAAUGGCUCACAUCGGACACUCACAACAACCUAUCUAUACUCUCUAUUGUGGGUAUGGGUGGGAUGGGUAAGACCUCUCUUGCCCAACAUGUAUUCAAUGACCCAAGGCUUGAAGGUAAAUUUGAUAUUAAUGUUUGGGUCAGUGUUCCACAAGAGUUUGAUGUUCUCAAAGUAUCAAGAGCAAUUCUUGACACAAUAGCCAGUUCAACUGAUCAUAGUAUACCGAAGGAAGUAAUUCAGAAAAGAUUGAAAGAAAACCUUAUGGGAAAGAAAUUUCUUCUCGUUUUGGAUGAUGUUUGGAACGAAAACUCAUCUAAAUGGGAAGAUGUGCAAAAGCCCCUUGUUUUCGGAGGCCAAGGCAGUAGGAUUCUUGUCACUGCACGGGGUGAGAAGGUUGCUGAUUCCAUGCGAUCAGAAAAGCACCACCUGGAGAUAUUAAAAGAAGAUUAUUGUUGGGAAUUGUUCGCAAAGCAUGCAUUCCAAGGUGCUAAUCCUCAACAAGACCCAGACUUCGUGGAGAUUGCUAAGAAAAUAGUUAAAAAAUGUGAUGGGCUUCCUUUAGCGUUGAAAACAAUGGGAAGUUUAUUACACAAUAAAUCAUCCCUUUGGGAAUGGGAGAACAUUAUGAAAAGUGAGAUAUGGGAUCUUUCAGAAAAUGAAAGUGGUAUACUCCCGGCUUUAAAAUUGAGCUAUCUUCACCUUCCUUCUCAUCUGAAGAAAUGCUUUGCAUUUUGUGCCUUACUUCCCAAAGGUUAUCGGUUUGACAAGGAUAUUUUAAUUCAAUGGUGGAUGGCUCAAAAUUUUCUAGAAAGCCCUAUACAGAAAAAGAGUCCUACAGAAGCUGGUGAACAAUAUUUCAAUGAUCUAUUAUCUUGGUCCUUCUUUCAACCAUCAAGCAACAAAUUUGAAAAGCUUUUUAUCAUGCAUGACCUUCUAAAUGAUUUGGCCAAAUACGUUUGUAAGGACGUCUGCAUCAGGAUAGGAGUUGAUGAACAAGAAGGUAUAUCCAAAACAACCCGUCAUUGUUCAUUUUUAUCUGAAUUUUGUUUUGAUGGGUUUGGGAGUUCAAUUGAUACCCAAAAGUUGCACACAUUUACGCAAACAGAUCCAAACUCGGGUUGGGUUUGGGAUUGCAAGAUGUCGAUAGAUGACUUGUUCUCUAGAUUUAAAUUGAUACGUGUGUUAUCUUUGAAUCGUUGUUGUAUCCUUAAGGAUGUGCCUGAAUCUAUAGGAAAUCUUAAGCAUCUUCGUUCAUUAGAUCUCUCCUGGACUCAAAUAGAAAAACUACCUGACUCAAUGAGUUUACUCUACAAGUUGCAAAUACUGAAGCUGAACGAGUGUCGUAGAUUAAAGCAGUUUCCCUCAUGUUUACAUAAACUUCAAAAUUUGCGUUGCCUUGAAUUAGUAGGUAUUGGAGUGGAAAAUGUGGCAGCACAUUUGGGAAAGCUGAAGAAUGUUCAAGUAUCGAUAAGUUCAUUUCAUGUUGAGAAAAGUAAGGAAAUGAAUAUUCGGCGAUUAGGACAAUUCAAUCUUCAUGAAAGUCUAACAAUUGAUGAUCUGCAAAAUAUUGAGAAUCCCUCUGAUGCAUUAGAAGCAGAUUUGAAGAGCAAACCACACCUUGUGGGCCUACAGUUCAAAUGGAAUUUCAUUGGCAGCUCCUUUGUUGAUUCAGCAAAAGCUGAGGAUGUAAUUGAGAAUCUACGACCUUCAAAAUACUUGAAGAAAUUGUCAAUAAGGAACUACAUUGGUAAACAAUUUCCAAAUUGGUUACUCCACAAUUCAUUACCGAACCUGGUGUCCUUAGUGUUGGUUGAUUGUAGAUCUUGCGAACAUUUACCUCCGCUUGGGCUUUUUCCAUUUCUCAAGGAAUUGAGUAUUGAUGGACUUGAUGGGAUAGUGAGUAUUGAUGCUGAUUUUCAUGGGAACAACUCUUCUUCGUUUAAAUCCCUUCAAAAAUUGUGGUUCUCCAAUAUGAGGCAAUGGGAAAAGUGGGACUGCCAAGCUGUGACAGGUGCUUUUCCACGUUUAGAACGUUUUUGGAUAAAAAAUUGUCCUAAGCUAAAAGCAUACCUGCCAAAGUUUGUUGCUUUUCCACGUCUACAAAGUUUUUCCAUAGACAAUUGUCCCAAGCUGAAAGGACACCUGCCAAAGUUUGUUGCUUUAAAAUGCCUAUAUGUCCGUCACUGCGAACAACUUGAAGCUUUGAUUGUCAGUGCGAUAGAAUUACGUCUACAAGACUGUGGAAAGCUGCAGUUGGACUGCUCUACAUUGAAAAAUCUCACAAUGGAUGGGCACGACAUGGCAGCAUCAUCGGUGGCAAUGGUUGGACAUAUGCUAUUCAACACUUCUCUUGAAAUCUUGACUCUGGAGUCAAUAAGUGAUGAUUGUGUCUCUCUAAGGAUCUUUCCACUUGAUUUCUUUCCAACACUCAGGAUGCUUGAACUCAGUGGGUUUCCUAAUCUACAGAUGAUUUCACAGGAUCACGUUCACAAUCAUCUCGAGGAUCUGACAAUCAAAGAGUGUCCUAAAUUUGAAUCAUUGCCAGAAAACAUGCAUAUGCUGCUUCCAUCUCUCGAUGGGCUACACAUAGAAGACUGUCCGACACUUGAGUCGUUCCCUGAUGGAGGUUUGCCAUCAAAUCUAAAAUACAUCACACUCUGGAAUUGCUUUAGACUUGUUGGCUUACUAAAGGGAGCUUUGGGAGACAGUUCUUCUUUGGAAAGCUUGGGGAUAUCAACACCAGAUGCAGAAUGUUUUCUUGAUGAAGGUUUGCUUCCACCCUCCCUUACUCAACUACAAUUUCUUUAUUGUCAAAAUUUAGAAAAGCUGGACUAUAAGGGUCUCUUACAACUCUCAUCUCUUAGAAGACUGUAUCUUCGAGACUGCCCCAACCUCCAACGCUUACCAGAGGAAGGCCUUCCUAAAUCAAUUUCAUAUCUUGAUAUAACUAAUUGUCCUUUACUGAAACAGCGUUGCCAAGAAGGAGGCGAAGACCGGGAAAAAAUUGCUCACAUUCGAAGAAUACAUUUAUUCUAGUGAUGCUGUUUUAUUUUGUUUAUUUUGUUUAAUAGUAGUGUAUCAACUAUUUUUCCUCUUUCUCUCUCUGGUAGUCCACUCAUGUAACAAAUUACACUUCCAUGAAAUUGUUUUUAAAUUCAACACUAUAAUUAUUAA